CGUAGUUUUACAGGUGGCACAAAGUUUAUGUUUCUUAAACAGUUGUGGGUUAUUUCUGUCUGAAAUAGACAUAAUUAUUUGUGCAGAAAGACAUUAUUAGUAUUGCGGCUUUGCAUUUGCUCUGAGAACAAUGAGGUUUGUGACAAGCCUGGCAGAGAGAGGUUUUGCAGAGGAAAGUAUCAAGUUCAAGAUAUGAACAGUGAUUCAGAGGAAGACGUUCUGGUGGAUGACUGGCUGACAUCCAAACAAGAUCUAUUGGACACAUCAGAUGAAGAGCUGAACGAUGACCUUUUGCGUAGCGAUGAUGAGAACGAAACUAUGAGAUGUCACAAUGAAAGGGUUUCUAAACCACAACUGCAGGUGACUGCAAAACCUUACCUUGUUAGCGAAACUCCACACCUUGCUGAAGACCAAGCCAGAUGUCCUAAAGAAGAGGUGGAGGUGGACCCUGGUGAAGUUUUAGACAUCGAAAUCAAUGCUCCUUCUGGAGAUGAAUUUCAACAGGAAGUUGCUGACUACAGUGUCAACGCUAAGAUGGAUGUUAAGGAUGAUAUAAAGUUGGUGUCCAGUUUACUCAUGCAGGAGUCAAGAGAGGGUGGAUCUGAGUUGCGAGAGGGUGUCUCUCCUCAACUCUUUGGGCGUCAUCUCUUACACUCCCGCAGGGGACAGCCUGCCCGAGAGGAGACCCUCACCGGACCCUGCCGCAGUCCUGAGCCAGUGUUCCCAGGACAGCAUAUGUUUGAUCAACAACACUCUGCUUCAGUCUUGGACACUAAUCCGCUCCUCGCUGGACCUACUCCCAUGGGCUCCAUUCAGCCUCCAGGAAAUGAGAGUGACCCCUGGAGGCCCAGUCUAGCUUUGCAGGGGCCCACGGAUCUGUCAAAGCCAGGGACUCCCCACCGUGGGCUAAAGCCUCUCCAGAAACAUCCAUCAGCGCAGUCUGGCUGCUCCCUUACAGCUCCCUCUGGACCACAGGCACAGAAACCUGCUGUGCUGGUAAGAGCUGUUGCCAGGAUGGUGCAGAGUGCCAAGCCGAUGGCUGUUGCCAGGGGGAUGCCCAUUGCUGCAAGGCAGCCAGCAAGUGCCAAGUCUAAGAGAUCUGCCAAAACUCCACCAGCGCCAGGGACGGUGGGAAGAAAUGUGGGUCAGAAGGUCAAGGUGCAGCCCCAAACUCCUCCAGCUUUUCAAAAACUUUUCAAAAAGCCGCUAAACACGACAAACAACAAAGAGCAUGAAAAGGAGGAGUUCUACAUGAAGAAGCUGCAGGAGCAGAUGCAACUGAGGGAGCAGGUUAUCAAACAGAAGAAACGGAUGAGAUCUAUGAGGGUCGCAAACAAGAAGCAUCUGCGACAGGAAUGCUUCCAAACUGAUAGUUCCACUGGACACUGGAACAAUGACCAAAAUCAACACAAACAGCCGUGUGUUUUGGGUUCUUGCCCUCGGAAGGUUACGCACCAGCAGCCCCAUCACUGUCUCGUCCUGGAGCACCAUCCAGAAUUCAAGCCCUUGGCUUCACAGCAGCACCAGUACCAGGUUUUAGCACCCCCACUUCAGCCGCCAUGGCAACAAGCUCCACCGGCACGAGGGAAUCCAUCAGGCCGUGCAGCAGAGCUGCAGCAUAAUCAGCCUCAUCAGUGGGGCACAGACAGGGUGGUGUUACAGGGAAUGGAGCAGAUCCCAGAUCAGAUGAGCCAACAGUACAGUACUGAAGAGGCGCAAGCAGCAGGUCCGCAGGAAGUCUGGCAAAGAGGCAAGAGGAUGUUAGAGCAGAGAACUUCUGACGGGCCUGUUCCCACCAAAAUUAGAGUGGUCAAACACUUCAGCCCAGUUAGUGCGAGUUGUGAUCUCACACCACAGUUGAGUGUACAGCCUAACGCAGUGACUGAAACGAAGCCCAGAAUUGUCACCUUCAAAAUGCCUGAUUCAUCUCCACCUUCAUUUCUGCAACACAGUCUCAAGUUAAAGUGUCCCAAACAGGGAAGGGGAUCCGGCCCAAACAAGCCCCAGGAUGAGGUGGCUGUCGGGGGAAACCAACGCAGUGCUUUCAUACCCUUCAGUUCCGGCCCGAGAACAGAGUCUGUUCCUGCUCAAACCAAUGUCAGCUUCAUAGUAAGAUUGAACCACUGAGUUUCUUGGAGAUCAAGCCCUAUGCUGAGUAGAAAAUUGUCAGUGUUCUCACAGGUUUGGCAAGAUUUUUGUUAUGAUGCAAUAUUUGCCUUUUUUGUGAUUGUUGAAGACAGUGGUUUGGCAGCUGUUUGCAUUUUGCACCUUGGUUUCCA
Messenger RNA from Labeo rohita (rohu), 2279 nucleotides. RefSeq names its product RNA binding motif protein 33b (gene rbm33b). The record is from RefSeq and is a predicted model, not a curated record. NCBI's taxonomy places the organism in Eukaryota, Metazoa, Chordata, Actinopteri, Cypriniformes, Cyprinidae. Gene Ontology annotation, molecular function: RNA binding. Bases 193 to 2127 code for a protein of 644 amino acids. The transcript is spliced from 13 exons.